AUGAUGCAAAGUAUACUACAUCAAAGUUCCAAGUGUAUACUGAUGAUAACAACACCCACCAAACAUAAUUCAGUACUAUCUAUCCUACUAUUUCUACUUUUUAUAACAAACCUCAAUUUCACAAAUGCAUUAGAAAAUGAUCCAAAUAUUCCAACAAAUUCAAUACUUAUAUCUCCUACUUCAAAGCCUUCUACAUCAACUACAAAGACAGAAACAUCAUCAACUGAUAAUGGAAUACAAAGAUUAACAUUAACAAGACCAACAACAACAAACAACAAUGGAAAUGAUGGGACAAUAUCAUCAAAUACAAUUUCAACAAAUAUACCUUCAUCUUUGUCUAGUGAAAAUUCACAAGAUAAAGAAAUCUUUAAAAUGAUAUUUACAAUUGGAUCUGAUGAUUCUUAUUAUAAUGGAAAAUUUCAAUUUGGUAAAAAUCUGCAAAAUAAUGAUACAAAUGAUGAAGAUAUUUCACAAAAUAUUGGAUUAAGAUUAGAUUUAAUUCAACCAAAUAUAUGGGUAAUGAAUUAUAAAAAUUUUGAACCAUGUUCAGAAUUAUAUUCAAAAUUAAAUAGUUAUGCAAGUGAAUAUCUGACUUAUUCUUCUAUACCUGCAUCAAUUACAACCGCAAGUUUUUUAACUGAAAAUUGUGCUAAAAGAGGAAUGUAUCAAAGUAAAACAGAAGACAUUGUUGAACCUUCUUCAGAUGUUUCAGUUGAAAAUAAUGAACCUUAUUUAAUUCCAUAUAUGAAUCAAAUUAAAGCAAUGGGUGAAUUUGUAACUGAUGAUUUUAAUUUUAAUUUAACUAAUGGAUAUAAUUAUGAAAUUAAUGAUUUUACAUUUUUAAAUGUAAAUGAUACAAAUAUGUAUGUUGGAGGAUUAGGAUUAGCUGGUAAUUCAAAAGGGUCCAGUUUUUUACAAAAAUUAGUUGAUCAAGGAAUUAUCAAGAGUCAAAGUUAUUCAUUAUGGUUUAAUAACAUAACUAAUAAUAAUGAUUCCAUAGCUCAAUUAAUUCCAGGUAUAGUUAAUAAAAAAUAUUAUAUUGGAAAUUUAUAUAGUUUUGAUAUGAUACCACACCAGGGGGUUAGAUAUAAUUCAUCAUAUCAAAAUAUAAAUCAAGAUUUAAGUGAAUUAAUAUUACCAAUUAUAAAUAUAGAUGAUAUAAAAGUUGAAAGAAUUGAUACAGGACAAUCAUUAUCAAUAAAAUCUAUAACUGGAUCAUUACCAGUAUUAUUAGAUUCAAGAAUUAUUUAUAGUUAUUUACCAAUUGAAAUUAUUGUAAAUUUAGCAAUUCAAACAAAUGCUUAUUAUUCAUCAGAAGCUUCAAGAUGGUUAGUUAAUUGUGAUUUAUUAACAAAUGGAAAUAAUUCAACAUUAGAUUUUCAAAUAAGUUCUCACUUGUUAAUAAAAAUUCCAUUUAGAGAUUUAUUAGUUGAUGCAAUAUAUCAAGGAAAUUUAUUACAUUUUGAAGAUGGCUCAAAAGCUUGUUAUUUAACUGUUUUACCAACUGAUGAUUCUGGGUUUAAUUCUUUGGGAUUACCAUUUUUAAAACACAUUUAUCUUGUUGUUGAUAAUGAUUUUAAAAAAAUUGGAAUUGCUGAAAGUAAUAAAUAUUUAGAAAUUGAUGAAGAAGAAUAUUUAAAUGAAUAUGCUAAUGAAAAAUUAAAGAUUUUAAAUAGUACUGAUGAGUUGGGGAAUCUUUCAAUUUACAAUCCAAAUUCAACUAAUUCUACAAAUUCAACUACUAACUCCUCCUCAAUAGGAUAUAUUGAAUCAGGAAUAAUACCAUUUGCAACACCAAUGACAUAUGAUUAUGGUCAAAAUGCAACAUUAUCUUAUUCAACAAUUUCCAAACCAUCAGAUGGUUCAAAUUCAGUUAUAUUAGAUAUACCAGCAAGAUUAAGUGGUGCUAUAAUAAGAAGUGGGUCAAUAUAUUUAAGUGGUAAUCAAAUGAUUACAAAUAAUGGUAAUGGUUCAAUUACUGCAAGUAAUGGGUUAGUUUCAAAUAAUGUUGGAUCUUCUACUUCUUCAGGGAGUGGUUAUCUGUUGAAUUUUGGUAAUACCAGAGGAGAUAAGAUUGUUAAUGUAUUAUUUCGAUAUUUAUUUUGUUUUGGAAUAUUAAUGAUUAGUUUAAUUUUAUUAUAA
Lodderomyces pseudojiufengensis is the source of this 2142-nucleotide messenger RNA. RefSeq names its product putative aspartic endopeptidase (gene YPS7). The record is from RefSeq and is a predicted model, not a curated record. The transcript has a single exon. Bases 1 to 2142 code for a protein of 713 amino acids. Lineage: Eukaryota; Fungi; Ascomycota; Pichiomycetes; Serinales; Debaryomycetaceae. Gene Ontology annotation, biological process: proteolysis. Gene Ontology annotation, molecular function: aspartic-type endopeptidase activity.